Molecule: messenger RNA, 1168 nt
Organism: Panicum hallii
Lineage: Eukaryota; Viridiplantae; Streptophyta; Magnoliopsida; Poales; Poaceae
Product: peroxidase 2-like
Exons: 2
Coding region: 1-978 (325 amino acids)
Biological process (GO): response to oxidative stress; hydrogen peroxide catabolic process
Molecular function (GO): heme binding; peroxidase activity
Source: RefSeq, a predicted model, not a curated record
AUGGCGAUGGCGACCUCAGCGGGUCAGGCCUUGCUGCUUAUGGCGUUGGCCACUGCUGCGCUGAUGAGCACGGCGUCCGGGACAUUGCAGUACGACUUCUACAGGUCGUCGUGCCCCAAAGCUGAGGAGGCGGUCCGCAACGCCACCAUGAAUAUCAUCGCCGGCAACCCCACCAUGGGCGCCGCCUUCGUGCGCCUCUUCUUCCAUGACUGCUUUGUCAGGGGCUGCGACGCUUCCAUUUUGCUCGACCAGUCGAACAGCAACCCACAGCCGGAGAAGCUGGCCAUCCCGCUGCGCGGCUACGACGCCGUGAACACGAUCAAGGCUGCCGUGGAGGCCGUCUGCCCCGGCGUGGUCUCCUGCGCCGACGUCCUCGCGUUCGCGGCGCGCGACUCCGCCAUGGUCUCCGGCGGCUUCACGUUCGCCAUGCCCGGCGGCCGCCGCGACGGGCUCGCCUCCGACCUGAACGACAUCUUCGGGAGCAUCCCCGGCCCGUCCAUGCAGGUCCAGCAGCUCAUCGGCAGCUUCGGCGCCAAGGGCCUGAGCGCCGACGACCUGGUGGCGCUCUCCGGCGCGCACUCCUUCGGCAUCACGCACUGCUCCUUCGUCACGCCCCGGCUGUACCCCGCGGCGGACCCGACCCUGAACGGCACCCUCGCCGCCUCGCUGGUGAAGGCGUGCCCGCGGCGCGGCCCGGGCAGCACGGUGGUGAACAACAACAACGCCGUCACGGACCCGAACGUGCUGAGCAACCAGUACUACAAGAACCUGGCCACCGGGGAGGUGCUCUUCACGUCGGACCAGACGCUGACGAGCAGCGCCCCCACGGCCAAGAUGGUGCAGGACAACGCCGCCAACCCGGUCGCCUGGAUGGCGCGGUUCGCCGGGGCGUUGGUGAAGAUGGGCGGCAUCGAGGUGCUCACCGGGACCCAGGGCGAGAUCAGGAAGGUGUGCGGCGCCACCAACAGCGGCAGCUAAGGCGGCGAAGCUAGAUCAUCCUCAUCCUCCUCCUCCUCCUCCUCUUGAAUUGCAUGUUUGUGUUGCAAAUUAAUCGCAACGCAACAUAAAUUCCUUAUUGUUUCGAAUUCUUGUCACUUCUUUUUCUAUUGACUCUUGCUGCUCUUGUAACUUGAGAGGUGUAGAAUUAACGUAUUUCAAUUUAUUUUUC